Molecule: messenger RNA, 6336 nt
Organism: Gigantopelta aegis
Lineage: Eukaryota; Metazoa; Mollusca; Gastropoda; Neomphalida; Peltospiridae
Exons: 18
Coding region: 88-5325 (1745 amino acids)
Biological process (GO): glycosaminoglycan metabolic process; carbohydrate metabolic process; ganglioside catabolic process
Cellular component (GO): membrane
Molecular function (GO): beta-N-acetylhexosaminidase activity; polysaccharide binding
Source: RefSeq, a predicted model, not a curated record
UGAACCACGUGAUCUGGAUAGGCGCUGAGUCGUCCGGCUCUCAGUCUUAGGACAGACGACAAUCGAGGCUGGAACUUAUUGUUAGCGAUGUGGUGGUUGUGGAUUAUAAUUCAGCUAGUUGCAUUUACAGGCGAGACAGACGGACAGCAGUGGGACCAGACGACUCUGGACGACUUCAGCCAGAACCUGGUGCUCCGCCACAAUGUGCUGGACAACACCCGAGAGUUCGGCACGUUCCGGGCGGAGAUCGUUCUGGAGAACAAAGCCACCAGGACGCUCUCCAAAGACGGAAACUGGAGCCUGCACUUCGACUCCAUCUACAUGAUAGAACCGAAAACCAUGCACGCGGACGCCUUGCCCAAUCCCGACGGAGCCGUCAUAGAGGGUCAAGGGGUCAAAGUUCACCACGUGGCAGGGACCCACUUUUGGCUGGAGCCGACGGACGACUUCUACGACCUUCCUCCCGGAAAGGAGCGACGGAUACAAUACACGGGAGCCAACUGGAUGGUCGCUAAGACGGACACCAUGCCGAACUGGUACCUGGCCGUCCCGAGUCUCACGGCCAAGGCGAUCGCAUCGACAGCUGACGGAAGUCUGGAGUUUGUGAGCGACUACAGGUCAGCGAAGCAGUGGAAGAGAUACACCACGGAUCAGUAUAAUCCAUAUACUGCUCAGGACAGGUUUGACCGGAAUUAUGUCGCAGACAACCCGGAUGUGGAUAACAUGCGAAUUGUUCCAUCCCCGUACUCGAUGGAGGUACACAAGGACAGUAACGUGACGGUCGAUGCGCGCUGGAAAGUGUACGCACUGCCAGAGGCAAAGGAUGCUGGCGACUUUCUAAGAGAAACAACAGGCAUGGGUCCAGGAGGUGCCGACGUCGACAGCAACGUUAUAAAACUGAUGACGGGCACUGUUCCUCUACCUGGGCCCGAAGUGAGCUCGACGGGUCCCGAAGCUUACUCCCUGUCCGUGGACCCCACGAACAGCAUCAUCCUUAUCACGGGCGAGGGUCCCUCGGGGGUCUUCUACGGUGUCCAGACUCUCCUCGGCCUGAUGGCUCAGAAUGGAGGAGUUGUCUACAGAACGAAAGUUUCCGACGCGCCCCGCUUUGAGUACAGAGGGAUGCACCUGGACGUGGCGAGGAAUUUCCACCCCAAGGAGGACGUGCUGCGACUGCUCGACGUCAUGGCUAUGUACAAGAUGAACAAACUGCAUAUGCAUCUCACAGACGAUGAAGCCUGGAGGCUGGAAAUACCUGGCUUACCAGAACUUACUAACAUAGGUUCGAAGAGAUGUACGGACCCAACAGAAAAAAUGUGUCUCACCACGCAACUUGGAUCGGGACCUUCCGAAACCACAUCCGGGUCAGGUCACUACACCGUCGCCGAUUACAAAGAGAUACUGACGUACGCCAACCGCAGGCACGUCCAGGUGAUUCCGGAAGUCGACUCUCCGGGGCAUGCGCGGGCCGCCAUCAAGGCCAUGGAGGCUCGGCGGACGGUUCUGAAGGAGGCGGGGAACCUGCAACAGGCGGAGGAGUACCUCCUGAUGGAGGAGGGCGAUCCGUCGCGCUACAUGUCCGUACAGAUGUUCGUCGACAACGCCAUCAACCCGUGCCUCGACUCGGCGUUCGUCUUCAUCGACCACGUCGUGCAGCAGAUCAAGCUGAUGCACCAGGACGUCCAGCCGCUGAGGACGUUCCACUUCGGCGGCGACGAGGUGGCGCGCGGCGCCUGGGAGAACUCCACCAAGUGUCGUCUGCUGCAGAACGCGCCCAACGUGAAGACGUCUGCAGUGAAGGAGCUGUUCUUCAAACGGGUGGCCAACAUCACGAACAACUACGGCUUGAACCUCGCAGCCUGGGAAGACGGACUCAUGAAGGACAGCAGGACACCUUACUCUCUGGCGGGAGUUACCAAUAACAACGUGUACGCGCAUGCGUGGGAUAAUGUCUGGGAGUGGGGAGCUGGUGGCCGGGCCUAUACGUUAGCCAACAAUGGCUACAAGGUUGUCAUGUCUCAAGCGACCCACCUCUACUUCGACCACCCCUACGAACCGGACCCCGUGGAGCGCGGCUUCUACUGGGCCCCGCGGUACACAGACACCCAGAAGACAUUCGGCUUCAUGCCCAAGAACCUGUACGGCAACAUCGACGUGCGGCGGUCGGGAGUUCCCCUGAAGAAAGAGGAGGUUUGUCUAGCUGACGGGAGUGGCUGUCCACCCUUGACCGUGCCAGGAAACCUUGUUGGAAUGCAGGGACAUCUGUGGAGUGAGACCGUCCGAACGUCCGAAGAACUGGACUACAUGAUAUAUCCCAGAAUCAUCGCUCUGGCAGAGAGGGCGUGGCACGAGGCACCAUGGGAAUCAAAGAGCGACAAAGAAUCACGUGACUCAGCCAUGCGAUCUGAUUGGGAGGGUUUUGCAAAGGCUCUCGGGAAGCGAGAAUUUCGAAGACUCGAUAGAUUGGGAGUGAAAUACCGCGUUCCACCGCCAGGGGCUAAAAUGGUUGGUGACGUCAUGAAGACAACAUCUGGGUAUCCCGGUCUUAGCGUACAGUACAGCACGGACAACGGAAAGACGUGGAACCUGGCAACCGAUGAAGUUACUGUUGCCAUGGAUACACCCGUCCUGUUAAGGACAAGAUCAGCUGAUCUAAAGAGGUUUAGCAGAAUUGUGAUUUUUAAUCCAGUUGCUCCUGCACCUGUAUCCGACCAAUCGGUCGUCGACUACAUAGCGAAGAACCUCCAGGUGAGCUAUGCUGUCCUCGACAACCUCGUAGACGGAUCCUCCAAGUUCCUGGCUCAGAUCACCCUCAAGAACAUCGGCACGACGCCCGUGCAGUACGGCAACUGGGCCAUCUGGUUCUGCAGCGUCUACCACGUCGUCGACUCGUUCCCCGGAGGAAAGGUCCUGGACGAGUCCAAGGUCAAGUUCGUCCACGAGAACGGCUGUCUGCACCGGCUGGAACCGGUUGCGGGUUUCCAGACCCUUCGUCCGGACGAGAGGAGGAUCAUCAAGUUCAAGGUCACGAACUGGUCCGUGUCGCGGUCCGACACGAUGCCCAACUGGUACGUCUCGUCUGACGGGAUGAAGAGCGUCACGAUCGCCAGCACGGCGGGCCAGAGUCUGAGCUUCGUGGGUAAGUUCGACACCGUUAACAAGUGGAAGAGGUACGACGCAGACAAGUACGACCCUUAUACGCCUGAUGGACGUUUCGCGCGUCACGCCGACGCUAAGGAUCUUGGGAAGGCGCCGCUUCCCGUGAUACCGACUCCUCUGGAGUGGAGCAUCACCAAGGAAGACGGCGUGGAUCUCAGGGACAUGGGCUGGAAGAUUGUGUCAGCAAAUGGGUACCAGAAGGAGGCGGAGUUUCUGAAGAAAUCUAUAACAUCACUUGGAUACACAUCACCUGAAAUCACGACCAGAAAGCCUGCCUCUAAAUACAUAGAGUUGAAAGAGAUUGACCCUAACGUCGAAAUGGACGGUGAGAAAUCCACCUCCCCCGAAGCCUACUCAGUCAUCGUAUCAGCAGAACCAUCAUCAAUUGUCAUCAUGUCCCUGUCCAAACCGGGAACUUUCUACGGCGUCCAGACAGUGAUUGGGUUGGCUCUGCGGAACUCGGGCAAGGUUCCAGAGAUCAGGGUGAAAGACUGCCCGAGGUUUGGGUUCCGCGGGAUGCACAUGGACAUAGCUAGGAACUUCCAAUCGAAGGAGGCUGUGAUGAAGCAUCUCGACGUGAUGGCCAUGUACAAGUUGAACAAGUUCCACUUCCACCUCUCUGAUGACGAGGGAUGGAGGCUGGAGAUUCCUGGACUUCCUGAAUUAACACAGGUUGGUGGGAAACGAUGCGAUGACGUCACCGAAAGCACGUGUGUACUAUCAGCUCUCGGAUCAGGCCCUAACUCCGACAACUCCGGGUCCGGAUUCUUUACAGUCAAAGAUUACCAGGAGAUCCUCGAAUAUGCAGCCGAGCGCCACAUUGAAGUGAUACCAGAAAUAGACUCGCCUGGACAUGCGCACGCCGCCAUUAAAUCAAUGGAGGCGAGAAAGAAGACGCUGGACGACAAGGGAGAUUACUCAAGUGCCGACGCAAAUAUGUUAAUUGAUCCCGAUGACCAUUCUGUUUAUGAAUCGGUCCAGAUGUACCGCGACAACGCCAUAAACCCGUGCAUCAAAUCGACGUACGACUUCAUCGACCACGUCAUGACGGAGAUACUCAAGAUGCAUGGAACUAUAAACCCUCUAAGGAUUUUCCAUUUCGGCGGUGACGAGGUGGCGAAGGGCGCAUGGCUCAAUUCGACGUUCUGUCAGACCGUGAUGACGUCUGUGUCGAGCCUGAAGGAAUAUUUCACAGGGAAGGUGGCCCGUUUAGCAGCAGACAAAGGUCUGAACCUGGGGGGCUGGGAAGACGGUUUGCUGGCCACAGGAGGCACGCCCUUCAACCGGACCGAACUGCCCAACAGCGAGGUGUACGGAUACGCCUGGGACAACGUGUGGGAGUGGGGAGCUGCCGACCGCGCCUACAAGCUGGCAAACGCUGGCUACAAGGUUGUGUUGUCUCAGGCCACGCAUUUGUAUUUCGACCAGCCGUACGAACCAGAUCCUGAGGAAAGAGGCUUCUACUGGGCAACAAGGUACACCGAUACGGAAAAGGUUCACGGGUUCAAGCCAGAUGACAUCUAUUCCAAUGUGGACACCACGAGAUCAGGAGACCCAAUGACUAGGACAGAACUCUGUGGGCAAAAUGACGAGAAAUGCACAAUAUUGAAGAAACCAGGAAAUAUUGUAGGUAUGCAAGGCCAACUGUGGAGUGAGACCGUCAGAACUAAGGAACAAUUGGACUACAUGAUAUAUCCGAGACUUGUGGCCCUGGCCGAGCGGGCGUGGCGCAAGGCACCAUGGGAAUCCAUCAGUGACGUGAACGAACAGCGCGCCAAGAGACUGGACGAUUGGAGAGACUUUGCCAACACAUUAGGAUACCAGGAGUUAUCUGCUCUUGAUAGAAAACGCAUGAUGUACAGACUUCCGCCUCCCGGUGCUAGGUUGAAAGGGAACAAGUUGCUGGUGAACUCGAGAUUUCCAGGACUUCAAAUCGAGGCUAGUUUUAACAACGGUCAGUCUUGGCUAAUUGUGGGGAAGGCUGGAAUCGCCGUGGAUAACGAACAGACAGUGAUGUUAGUCACGAAAUCACCUGACAACAAACGACGAAGCCGAGCUGUUACAGUUCACGUAUCUGGUAUCCAGAGUGCUAUAGACAGCGCGACAACACACUCGGGCUCCGUUUUACUCUUCUUGUGUAUCAUGUUUCGUCAUGUGUUCUUAUGAAUGUCUCAGGUGAUGAAAACAAUAAAAUAAAUGAAAUAAAUGAAUUAAACAAAACAAAAAGUGAGGCGCCCAACAAAACUUCCACCAGUGACGAUAAUCAAAUACUCGUAUAUAAUAAUAAAAAAAAAUUCGGGGGGAUGGAGGUGGAUGGUGUGUGUGUCUAAAACCCAGUUGUAUACGUUUGUUUUGUUUGUUUUUUGUAGUUGUUUUUUUAUGGAGGUUUUGGAUGGGUUAUUUUUACAAACGUCUCAUAUUUUUACUAGUUACAAACAACAAUAUUAAGUUGAUUAUUACUUUGAUUGCUAAGUCCCUCUCUCUAUUUUCAUGUAUUAACAACAAAUGAUUUUAAUAAUUAAAACAAACAAAAAAACAUUUACGGAUCUUUAAAAAUUAAUAUAAAGUACUGAAACGUUUUCCCGGAAUCUUUGACUUCACGAAGUAUUUCGAUAAUUGUAUUAUUAAAUGAAAAUAAUAAUAUGUCUGUUAUAAAGGGUCACUUGUAUAACCAAAACGUUAGACUGUGUGGUGGCUUAAGGGUGGAUAACUAUGAUGAUAUUGAUUAAUCUGUUACUUCCAUUGAUUAGAGUUAUGUUCCCAUUUGGUUUCCAAAAUCCAGAAAUAUAUCCGCAGAACUAAUCUUCUGUUUGAUUGUGAUUGUUUUACUAUUAGACUGCAGUCGACAGGGAAGAGUAGUCUAUGUAGUUUGAAAACAUGUAUAACUUGUUAACAGUGAAGACUUACUUGUAGAAAUUCCAGCUCAUGCAAAUAUAGUGCUUGUAGUGUAAAAUGGUUGUACUCCGGCCAGGUUUAAUAAGUGUAUUUGUUUAAAAUGAAAUCCUGGGAGAAAGAGAUGGGACCUAUUUCACAAAAACAUCGUAAGUUGACGUCUGCGACUAGCAAUUAUAGCAGGCAUUCAUUUACACGUGUUUGACAUCUAUUUCACGAAGAAAUUUACAUCAUUACAGAAGAUGGAGCACGUGAAGGACAAAAGAAAAUGAAAUACGUGUACUU